UUUAACAGUUCAAAAUAAAAUGGAAGAGAGCAAAGAGAUAAAAUUUAACCAUCCAAGCCAUGAAGUGCACGCCAUCACUAAAAGAAGGGCUAAAUUUGAUAGCCAUCUUAUUUCGAAAGACAUUAUUGAUGUACUAAUUGUGUAUACAGGGGGCACUUUUGGCAUGGUUGAAAGUGAUGGCGGAUAUAUCCCCCAUUCGGAUCUUCUCAGUGCUUUAAAAACCUACAAGGAAUUUUAUGAUAAAGAUUUUCAAAAUGAUGUUCCUGGCACAACAGUGACACCUGUUACAAUGUUCAAAAACAGACUUCGCUAUCACUUGUAUGAGUAUAGGAAUCUUAUAGAUUCUUCUGAGCUAGUUGUUGACAAUUACAUAGAAGUUGCUCAGACCAUCAAAGAAAACUAUGACAAAUAUGACUCAUUCAUCGUUAUUUAUGGAACAGAUACAAUGGCUUUCUUGGCAUCCCAACUUUCCUUCAUGUUUGAGAACCUUGACAAAACUGUGGUCAUCACUGGCUCUCAAAUCCCUCUCUCGCAAUGGAGAAAUGAUGCUGAGGCGAAUCUUAUCGGAGCUCUCACAGUUGCUGCCCAUCAAAUCCCUGAAGUGAUGAUUUUCUUCGAUGGAAUUCUUCUAAGAGGCAACAGAGCGUGUAAAGAAAGCUCAACUUUACUUAGAGCAUUCAAUACUCCAAAUAUCGACCCUUUAGCUGUAUUCAACGUUUUCCUUAAAUUUAACGAUGGGCUCAUUCGUAAAAGACCAGAUAAAAGCAAGAAGUUUAGUGUAUUUGAAGACCUUAAUUCCAAAAUCUCAACUAUUUAUAUGCACCCGAUGAUCUCAGAAGAGAUCUUCUUAGGUUCGUUCAAGAGAGCAGAAGCUAUCAUCAUCCAAACUUAUGGGAUGGGAAACUUCCCUCUGAAGAGAAAAGGGAUGAUAAAAAUCAUUGAAGAUGCCAUCCAUACUUAUGGCAAGACAGUUGUUAUCGUCAGUCAAUGCAGAAAAGGCUUCGUUAAAGGUGCUUAUGCUAGUGGCUAUGAACUCGAGAAGAAAGGAGUCAUUCUAGCAGAAGAUAUGACUCUCGAAGCUGUUAUUUGCAAGCUUUCCUACAUUCUUGGAAAAGGUAUCAAAGGAGAUGAGAUAAAAAUAUAUAUGCUCAAAGAUCUUAGAGGUGAGAUAACCAUAGAAAAUAAUGAUACUCUUGACCAAUCUGACAUCGUAACUUCUCCUACUGAAGCAGGCCAAGAUUUGAGCUAAGUUUCAUGACAGAUAUCGAAGAUUGUGCUUA
Molecule: messenger RNA, 1280 nt
Organism: Moneuplotes crassus
Lineage: Eukaryota; Ciliophora; Spirotrichea; Euplotida; Euplotidae
Source: the annotation of a GenBank genome assembly